Fraxinus pennsylvanica is the source of this 543-nucleotide messenger RNA. NCBI's taxonomy places the organism in Eukaryota, Viridiplantae, Streptophyta, Magnoliopsida, Lamiales, Oleaceae. The record is from the annotation of a GenBank genome assembly.
AUGGCAUUGCUACAGUCUUUUGCAAUUUCUUUUCCAAUAUCUCACUAUUCUCACCAACCCUACUCCCUUCCAGGAUUGGCAUUUGGAGGCGUUCACACUAGCAUGCGCUCAUCGUUCAACGGCCAAUCUUUGUUCCUAUCACAUUCAAGUUUGCCAAGACAAACUCAAACUCGAAGAAUGCCUAGACUGAGUAUAAUGAUGAUAAAACCAACAAUUCAGUUCAUUCAAGGAACUGAUGAACAGACAACCCCAGAUGUGAGGCUUACAAAAUCAAGGGACGGGACUAACGGUAUGGCUAUAUUCAAGUUUGAUCAACCCUCGGUUUUUGACUCGUCUAGUGAAGUAGGUGAUAUUACUGGAUUCUACAUGAUUGAUGAGGAAGGAGUUCUUCAGUCAGUUGAUGUUAAUGCAAAGUUUGUGAAUGGGAAACCUGCAGGAAUAGAGGCAAAAUAUGUCAUGCGAACUCCACGAGAGUGGGAUCGGUUUAUGAGAUUUAUGGAACGAUAUGCAAACGCGAAUGGCUUAUCAUUCGUCAAAAAAUGA